UUGAGAAUGCAAGAGGUUUCAUGUUCUUUGAUGUUAUUUAUUUUUUAUGACUGGUGAAAAGAAGGUUUCAGGAUCCUUGACUGGUUGUAACUUCUUAUUAUGGUCGUAAAAAUGGAUUAUAUGACUAUAAUAAGAAGCUUACAAAAACCACAAUAGUUCGAUGAUCAACUACGUUUUUAGGCGAAAGCAGUUUUUUCAUGGUGAAUUUUUGUAGUUCAGCAACGUGUUUUACAAGGCCUGCAUGACCAGUAAACAAGCUUGUAGUAAAACCUUGAGUAAUUAAUGCCUUUUACACUUACUCGAUUUAUACAAAUCGCACUUUACUGCAUUAUUUCAUCACAGCAACAAAAUGCAGUGUACAGUUAUACACAUUCACACAUACUAUUGUUGUAUAUCAAUUUAAAGGAGGGUCAUACAUAUUCAUGAAUUUAGCGGAGGGGGAUUAUUUAUAUAGGUUUUCACCACGGACAACCAGAGUUUUGCAGAUUUCCCUCACUAUUUCAGUUUUAUUGUGCACUUAUUGUUGUCGCUGACAAAUGCUACUUAUUUAAAUUAGUAGUAAUGUGUUGGUUAGUGCGGUGUAAUGAAACCUCCCCCCUCGCAGCGGUGAUUUGGUUCAGUCCGAUCUACAGCUCCAUCAGUCAGUCAGUCAGUGAGCGGGAGCUUUCAUGUGUUUAUGUGAGUUCUACUAGCCUACAACAGCAUUAAACCUCAAAACAAACGUGCACUCGGCAUUUUAAUAAGCGAUAAUCAAAAUGAAGGAGCCAAUACCUGUGAGCAAAGCAUCUUGAAGAGAAAGAGGCCAGUGUGAGUGUGUGACUGUAUGUAUGUGGAUGAGCUUUCAUAGGCCAUGUCUGUCCCCACCAAACAAGAGAGGACAGUAUGUGUCCUCCUUCCCACAAAGGAGACAUUAGACAUCACAGUGGGGUUGAAAGCAACGGGUCAAGAUGUGUUUCAUCGUGUCUGCGAGCUUCUCGGGGUUAAAGAGCUGCACUACUUUGGAUUGACUUUAGUCAAAAACAAUGAGCACAUCUUUCUGGACUUGGAAGAGAAACUUGCCAAGUACUUCCCUAAGGAAUGGAAACAGGACUCAGGGAAGCAGGGGUCACAGAGGAGGUCAAUCCCUCCGCUGCUCUGUCUGAAGGUCCAGUACUAUGUGGAGAACGGCAGACUCAUCUGUGAGCGUAAAGCAAGAAAACUGUACUACUAUGAUCUGCGGGAACGUGUCCUGCGCUCAGAAUGCCGACAGCAGGAAGAAGUGUAUUUCCAGCUGGCAGGAUACGCCCUACAGGCCGAUCACUCCGACCACCCCUCAGACGGCCACAGUCAGGGACACGCUGCGUAUUUCCAACCCAAAGAAUACUUUCCACCCUGGAUAAUAGCGAAGCGUGGCAUUCACUACCUGCUGUGUCAUGGGCCCAAGGUUCAUAAAGAGCUGUGGGGGAUGUCCUCGCGUGACGCUAUCCUGCUCUUUAUCAGAGAAUCUUGCCGUCUGGAGGAUGUUCCAGUCACCUUUUAUCGCCUACAGAAGGACAAGAAAGAAGAGAAAGGUUCAGCACUCCUUGGACUCACUCUACGAGGAAUGCAAGUGUAUCAGGAGGUGAACAAUGUGCGUGAUCUGCUGUAUGACUUCCCCUGGUUUCACGUGGGACGACUCACUUUUCUGGGGAAGAAGUUUGAGAUCCAGCCCGAUGGUUUGCCCUCUGCGAGAAAGCUGGUGUACUACACGGGUUCGGCUUUUCGUUCCCGACAUCUUCUGCUGCAUUUAAGUUCCUGUCACCGAUUGUACCUCAGUUUGCAACCUGCACUCAAACACCUGCGGCAGCUUGAGGAGUCAGAGGAGAAGAAGAGGUACCGUGAAUCGUACAUCAGUGAUGAGCUAGACCUGGAUCAGCCGUGCAGCGAGGGCAGUCCCCGUCUGUCUCGACACUCCACCAGCAGCUCUGGCAUUGAGGCGGACGCCAGGCAACACAGCGUCUCCGUAGAGAUGGUUUCCAUGGAGGAGAAGGAAAAGUCCUUCAUCUCUGCUGUCAGUCACGGCUCCUCACACACCUCUGGCAUCGACACGAGCAGCAAAGCUCGGACUGAUGAAGAUGAGUGGCAGGAGGAAGAUUUGCAGGAUGUGGUGAAGGAGCCCGGGGAGGUCUCUGUGGACGACCCUGUGGAUAUCUUGCGAUUGGCUGACUGUCCCACCAGCCAAUCAGACACUGAAUUUAAAGGUCUACAAAUGAGUUCAGUUACAGGGAAUGAUCAAAUGGACCAUUGUGAUCCAGAUAGCAUGAAACAGGUUUCCAAUCAGAAGGGUCGUAACCCGGCCGACCGCUACAGUCUGAGCCUGGACGACGUGCGACUGUAUUCCCCCCUUCUCCCUCUGGGAACGGCAUCGGUUCUAGACACAUCCGUCAGCUACACGUUUGGGCUUCCGCACUCCUCGACCAGUACAUGUCCAGACAGUACUUCAUUCUGUGUCCAGCGCUCCACGAACUGCCUAUCUCUGGACCUGCUGGAUGAUAACCAGUUGCUGGAGCUUGUCCUUUAAGAAACUGAGAAGACUGCAGCUUCCUGUUGUCUUGUCAUUAAACUGGACAGAAAAAUAAAGACAAAACUGAGGCAUUAACAGGACACAUUUUUAUCAGGAAUUUCAUUAAAACUCAACCAAUGUGUUUCUUCAGGAGAGUAUGAACAAAUGUGUUUGUUUUUU
Sinocyclocheilus rhinocerous is the source of this 2701-nucleotide messenger RNA. Its product is annotated as FERM domain-containing protein 6-like. Gene Ontology annotation, biological process: positive regulation of hippo signaling. The coding region runs from base 851 to 2539 and encodes 562 amino acids. The record is from RefSeq and is a predicted model, not a curated record. NCBI's taxonomy places the organism in Eukaryota, Metazoa, Chordata, Actinopteri, Cypriniformes, Cyprinidae. Gene Ontology annotation, cellular component: cytoplasmic side of apical plasma membrane; cytoskeleton. The transcript has 14 exons.